CUGUAAAGCAUCUCAAUCACGGAGUAUGGCUUUAGGGAAGAGGGCGGACUCUUAGUGCAUACGCAAUACAAUUCCCACCAAUAAGAUUAUUUCAAAGAGAUUACCCCUCAAGCUGAAGAAUGUUGAUUUUACAGUACGGUUACUCGUGGUGUGGUUUAUUUGAAUACAUGGGGGCCUUUACAAAUGUAAAUCCCGGAAUAGAUCACUGUCUGUAUUGACGGUAUAUUUGUAGUACAUGCCCCCCUUUUCUUUAAUGUCGAAGAGGAUGUAAAAUGUUUUUAACAUCAUUUUAGGCUAUGUUGCACUCUUACUGUGGGAACUGCUUUCCAUCUUCUCGCGCUUAGUUUACAGCUACUCGCUGAUCAAAGAACACAGACAGAGAUGCUGUGAUCAGUGACCAGACGUAACCAGCGGAGAGGAGGAAAAGGGGGAGGACGAAGAGGAGGUCAAUAUGAAGGGCCUGAGUGGCUCCAGAUUCUGCUUUUACAUGGGUUUUGUAGUCGGCACACUCAGCCUGUAUUUCUUCCUGCGGCAGCAGGUGUGGUUUGAGCGAAGCAUGGCGCUCCCGGUGCUGGGCGAGGUGCCGGGCAGCUCAGUAGCAGCGCUGUCCUGGGCCAGGCAGGCUGGCAACACUGACAACUGGAGUGUGAAGGGUGCUGCCCUCAUCAACGUCAACCACCCUCACCACACAGGCGAGGACAGUCGUGUGGCCGACCAGCUGUACCAGAGGGUGCGCAUCCUGUGCUGGGUGAUGACGGGUCCCAGUACCCUGCAGUCAAAGGCCCGCCAUGUCAAGGCCACCUGGAGCAGACACUGCAACGUGGUGGUCUUCAUGAGCUCUGUUAACGACCCAGACUUUCCCACGGUAGGGCUAGGCACAGGGGAGGGCCGAGACCAGCUGUACUGGAAGACAAUCCGGGCCUUCCACUAUGCCCUGCUGCAUCACGGCAGCGAUGCUGACUGGUUCCUCAAGGCGGACGAUGACACGUUCGUUGUGGUGGACAACCUCCGCUGGGUACUGUCCAAUCACACGCCGGAGGAGCCCCUGUACUUUGGCAAGCGCUUCAAGCCCUUCGCCAAGCAGGGGUACAUGAGUGGCGGAGCGGGGUAUGUGCUGAGCAAAGAGGCCCUUAGGAGGUUUGUGGAGGGGUUCAGGACCAAGGUGUGUACCCACACUACCCCGGUGGAGGACCUGGCUCUGGGACAGUGUCUGGAGAAGAUGGGGGUUCUGGCCAUGGACUCCAGAGACACGUUGCGACGGGAGACAUUUCAUCCAUUCGUCCCGGAGCACCAUCUCACUGGGAAGUUCUCCAAGAGCUUCUGGUACUGGAACUACUGCUACUAUCCAAUCGUAGAGGGUCCCCAGUGCUGUUCAGACCUGGCGGUGUCCUUCCACUAUGUGGACGCAGAGCUGAUGUACACGCUGGAGUACUGGACUUACCACCUCCGUGCUUACGGCUACAGGUACCGCUACAGACCUCCACCACCACGGGGACUGAUGGAGCAACUGACCCAGACAGAGAGGCCGGUGGUGGGGACAGUUGGGACAGGGACGACCCCGUCUGUUAUUACUGACGGCGGUGUUGGUGGAGAGUCAGUGGCAAAGCCUUUGUCAGACAGACGCGGGAAGGAGACAUUGGGUAGUGUUCCCGUCCCAAAUAACAGGACUGCAGUUUCAUGGGAGCGGCAAGGUUGAUUCCCUCUGUGUGGGUAUGGAUAUGUUCUUUACAGUAAGCCUGUGCCGUGCUGGCUGUUGCAUUUCUAUGUUCAGUGUCUUUCGGUUCUGUUUCUGUGUUCUUUUAUAAGUUUCACCUGUGUCUCGUUAGCCCCUCCUUAUGCCCUAGUGUUUCUUGUCAGUCAUUGUUUUAUAUUUAACAUCGUAGUCAAGUCACUCCGUUGUUGUUUGCUGUGUGUCCUUCGUGUCUACGUAAGUCAUUAAAGAUACUUUUCUACGUCCACCUCUGUGUCCUGCAACCUCCAAAAGAACGUUACAAUGUGACCCACUCUGUGUUCAAAGGAAGUUGACAGUUCUGAUGACAUGAUAUCAAUGUGACCCAUUCUGUGUUCAAAGUAAGUUGACAGUUCUGAUAAAAUAUCAAGCAUGUGUCUUACACUUGAUUGGUCAAAUCAUUAUUCCCACCACAAUCGUCCCUUACUCUGUUGCCUUAUUUGCCGUCCACUGCAGCUGAAUUAUAUGUUGUUAUUGCACUUACAGUGCAGAGAUGAAGGGGCCUUGAUAUGACUGACCGUUGUUGUUUUUUCACUGAGUUACACUCACUGGCCUGAAGGGGGCAAGCCUGUAAUAAACUGAAAAUAACCUGCAAUAUUUUUAGACAGCACUGGCCAAAUUUAGACAGAACUUGGAUUGCAGUGGUGGGAUCUUUAUUUCCAUAGUCCAUAAUAUAUUAAAGAGAGAACUUAAAAUUAUGGAUAUAACUGUGAUGCUGGCUACACAGUGCAUUUCACACAGCUAACAGGGGUGUCUGUGAAUAAUGCUUCCGCACUCAAAAUGAUAAUGUCAUGAGGUGUCAAAGGCUUUUACAGACUCUUCA
Molecule: messenger RNA, 2552 nt
Organism: Esox lucius (northern pike)
Lineage: Eukaryota; Metazoa; Chordata; Actinopteri; Esociformes; Esocidae
Gene: c1galt1la
Product: core 1 synthase, glycoprotein-N-acetylgalactosamine 3-beta-galactosyltransferase, 1a
Exons: 6
Coding region: 452-1696 (414 amino acids)
Cellular component (GO): membrane
Molecular function (GO): N-acetylgalactosaminide beta-1,3-galactosyltransferase activity
Source: RefSeq, a predicted model, not a curated record